Triplophysa dalaica is the source of this 1330-nucleotide messenger RNA. Its product is annotated as BTB/POZ domain-containing protein KCTD8-like. The transcript is spliced from 3 exons. The record is from RefSeq and is a predicted model, not a curated record. The coding region runs from base 365 to 826 and encodes 153 amino acids. NCBI's taxonomy places the organism in Eukaryota, Metazoa, Chordata, Actinopteri, Cypriniformes, Nemacheilidae.
UCCUGCACAUUCAGCCAUGUUUAACCCACUGUUACCAUCAUAAUCCAUGUGGGUGAUGUUUUGGGUACAUCACGUGCCUUUGUGGUACCACCUGGUUAUUCAGCUUUAUGCGGCGCGUGACAUGAGUCGAACUACAUCUAGAGAUUAGUGAAGAGUUGCUGUAAAAAUGUGCCAUGACAACAGAUGGACUGCCUGGAGGACAAGAUACUUAAACUACUUUUAGAUUUGAUCAGAGAAACAAUGAAUCUGAGAUUUCCUCUUUUGGUGAAUCUUAAAGGACCAGCGUGUACUUUUUUGGAGGAUCUAUUGACAGAAGGAGAAGGAGAUAUUUCUAUCUACAUACACCGCAGGUGGCAAAGCAUCGAUGUCCCCCAACAUAAGUGACCGAGGUAUUGACAGCGUACUGGAGGAGACAGUGUGUAACCCACGUACAGCCUCCGUCAGUAGCCAAUAUGACAAUAACGUUCCCCUGGAACUGGACAAUCAAUCUCGUCCAGACCCAACUGUACCACAACUCCUGGACAGUCCUGAACCUCCUGUGUCCUCAGAGCUGAGCAGCCCACCAGUACCCAUCAACAGUCCCGCCCGGCCCACCACCCUGACUCUGAAAACAUUACCUCGAGCCACCAACACCAACACCCCCACCUCCAUCACCAGAGAGAACGGUGGGCCGCCGGGCAGAGACCCUGAGGAGGAGGAGAGAAAGUUGAUGGAGGAAGAUCUAAAGAAGUGCAUUGCAGAUUUUAGGAAAAUACGAAUCCCCGAACUUUUCCCUGACCGCAAAAGACACUGGCAGAGUGAUCUGCUCAAAAAAUACAAUUCAUAAUGUUUUUGUCUUUAGGCUUCACAGACUUUUGAAACAGAUACAUGAGUAAAUAUGGUUAUAAUAAUUGGGAAUUUCUGUUAUUUUAUUUUAUCUUUUUAAGAGCCACAAAUAGAGAUGAAAACAAAAAUUUCCUGCAGAUUUAGACUUUAAACUUGUGUGAAAUAUGUUAUAUUUUUGAUUUUUCAGGCUUUGUCAUUGUCUUAUAUUCUUUACAAGUCUGAUAAAGCAGUUAAAACCGUCUGUCUGGAACACUCAUGGCUCAACAGAUGAGUUUACUGCUAUGAUUUGAAAACGUAAGGGUCAAGGAUCAUUGGAAGUUUAUUCCUUUUGAAAAAGGUGUCUUAAAUAUUGAGCAUAUUAAAUGGCUCCUCCCACUUUUAAAACAACCAAUAGCAUUUAGUUGAUCUCAGAGCCUGGAAUGAUGGGAGCCAUCAAAAAUGUUCUUCCAUAUUGGACGAAGGUUAAAGGAUCAUAUCUCCUAAAUGUUUUUGUUUUACAUUUUUA